Messenger RNA from Trichoplax adhaerens, 906 nucleotides. RefSeq lists its product as uncharacterized. The record is from RefSeq and is a predicted model, not a curated record. The coding region runs from base 1 to 906 and encodes 301 amino acids. Lineage: Eukaryota; Metazoa; Placozoa; Uniplacotomia; Trichoplacea; Trichoplacidae. The transcript has 5 exons.
AUGGCGACAUCCGUUGGCAGCCGUCAGAACGAUAACGAUUUAAAACAAAGAAACCAAAAGGAGGAGAACGAUCAAGGGGGAAAAGAUACGCCAGACAAUCAAAAUGAAGCCAAAAAUAAUGGCGGUGAUCAUAAUCACGGUGUAAAUAAAAACGAUAUCCACACGUUGACUAGGAUAUGGCAAUAUUAUUUCUACUACUACUAUUACUACAAUCAUUAUAUGGCAUUAUUACAUUAUAAUAAUUAUUACAAAAACAACCAAAUAAACAGAAAUCAGCCCAAUAGCAAUCAAUCACCAAGUACAACCAAUACCAAUUCGUCAACUCACAUCAGGCGCACAACUCGUCUCCUCAAUAGACAGCAAGGAGUUAAACCUGCAAGUCUUGCAAAAAGGGUAUUUGCUGAAAUGAUUGACUUUCUCAUAAUCUUCACAGUUAAAACCAUGAUAUUGUCUUAUCACGGGAUCGAAGCUAAAUUCUCUCAAGCACAAUUGCGUGUUUUAAUAGAAGAUAGAUACAACGCCGAAGAUUUACAAUUGAUUAUCGUUUACGCGAUAUUUUAUAGAAUAUUUGUCUUCAUUAUUGAGACUAUUUGCCUGUACAAAGGCGUUGGUAACGGUAUGACAAUUGGGAAGUUAAUUGUUGGUAUACAGGUAAUUGCAUGUGAUGCUAUUAUCGAUGAUGGCAAUACAGGAAACAAUCACGGAUACGUACAAGUAUUUCCAGGAGAUAGUUUAAACUGGCAAAGGUCUAUCAUGAGGUCUGUGAUAAAGAACUUUUCUACCAUGUUUUUCUUUCCUGUUAUUUUAACAAUUAUGUUAUUCAAGCAUGGAAGAACCGCAUAUGACAUUAUUAGUGGGACUAUCGUUAUUGAACGUCAAAUUAAUCGUUUACCUGGUAGAAAUUAG